UCCUUGCUGUUCAAAUCCAUGCCAAAACCGAGGUGUAUGCAUGACAAAAGGUUUUGAUCAAUAUGAAUGUGACUGUACGCGGACUGGCUUUUAUGGGGAAAACUGCACGACACCGGAAUUUUAUACUUGGCUCAGACUUAAGCUAAAGCCUGCUCCAGACACGGUACACUAUAUACUCACACACUUCAAAGGCAUCUGGGAUAUAAUCAACAACAUUCCAUUCCUCCACAAUGCCAUAAUGAGAUACAUUCUAAUGUCCAGAUCCCACUUAAUUGAAAGCCCACCAACAUAUAAUGGCCGCUAUGGUUACAAAAGCUGGGAAGCCUAUUCUAAUCUUUCCUACUAUACUCGAACUGUUCCACCAGUGGACCAUGACUGCCCCACUCCAAUGGGUGUGAAAGGCAAGAAGGAGCUUCCAGAUUCAAAAGUAAUUGUAGAAAAAUUUUUGCUAAGGAGAAAAUUCAUUCCUGAUCCUCAAGGCACGAAUGUCAUGUUCACCUUCUUUGCCCAGCAUUUCACUCACCAAUACUUCAAGACAGAUACUCAGAAAGGACCAGCCUUCACAAAAGGUCUUGGACAUGGGGUUGAUCUUAGUCACAUCUAUGGAGAGACUUUGGACAGGCAGAUGAAACUAAGACUUCUUAAGGACGGAAAGCUAAAAUUUCAGAUGAUUGGUGGAGAAAUGUAUCCACCUACUGUGAAAGAAACUCAGGCAGAAAUGAUCUAUCCACCCCACAUCCCUGAUCACCUGAAAUUUUCUGUAGGACAGGAAGUCUUUGGCUUGGUUCCAGGGCUGAUGAUGUAUGCCACAUUGUGGCUUCGGGAACACAAUCGAGUCUGUGACAUUCUUAAGGGAGAACACCCAGAAUGGGAUGAUGAACAACUAUUUCAGACCACCAGACUGAUCUUGAUAGGAGAAACCAUCAAGAUUGUGAUUGAAGACUAUGUGCAACAUUUAAGCGGAUACCAUUUCAAACUGAAGUUUGAUCCAGAACUUCUCUUCAACCAGCAAUUUCAAUAUCAGAACAGAAUAGCAGCAGAGUUCAACACCCUUUACCAUUGGCAUCCUCUUCUUCCUGAUACCUUUCAAAUCCAUAACCAAGAAUACACUUACCCACAGUUCAUGUAUAACAAUUCCAUUAUGUUAGAACAUGGUCUUUCUCACAUGGUACAGUCUUUCUCCAAGCAAAGGGCUGGAAGGGUAGCUGGGGGUAGGAAUGUUCCUGCUGUAGUGCAGAAUGUAGCUAAAGCUUCUAUUGAUCAAACCCGGCAGAUGAGAUACCGAUCCUUGAAUGAAUACCGAAAGUACUUUCUGCUGAAACCUUUUACAUCAUUUGAAGAACUUACUGGUGAAAAAGAAAUGGCUGCAGAACUUGAAGAGCUCUAUGGAGAUAUUGAAGCUAUGGAACUGUACCCUGCUCUUCUUGUUGAAAAGCCACGUCCUGGAGCCAUCUUUGGUGAGACCAUGAUUGAACUUGGGGCUCCCUUCUCCUUGAAAGGUCUUAUGGGAAAUGCCAUCUGCUCGCCUGAAUACUGGAAGCCAAGUACUUUUGGGGGUAGAGUGGGCUUUGACAUUGUGAAUACAGCCUCCCUCCAAAGACUCAUCUGCAAUAAUGUGAAGGGCUGUCCCCUCACAGCCUUCCAUGUCAUCAGCUCUGAAACAGUGGCAACAAAUAAUGUCAGCACCUCCAGCAGGUCGAUAGAUGAAAUCAAUCCUGCCGUACUACUCAAAGAACGGUCAGCCGAAUUGUAGAAAGAAUCACUCUUUGUGUAUUUAUUUAUUAAUUUAUUUAUAUAACCAUAUUUAUUUAUACUUCAAACAAAACCACCACGGAGCUCUGUAUAUUUUCCUGUGCCCUGGCAUCUAGUUCAGGGUGUCUGACUUGAAGGUAGUUCUGCUUAGAUUUGCAGGACAAGAUCUCUUCAUUCUUCAUUAUGUCUUCGGUACCAGAACAGGAUAUUCCAAAAUGGAUCAAGGGUGUUAGAUUUGCUACUUUAAACACAAACAAAAACCUUGAAUGUUCUUUUUUUUUGUUUUUCAACUUGGCAUCAUGUUGUUAAAGCAGGUUAAGUGUUAUUAUUUCAGCAUUGUAAAAGUAUUUAAAAUAACUCAAGGAAGGGCCUUACCAAAUGAAUGAGGAAGAAAAAGAAGAGUAGGAAGUUAGCCAAGGUUAUGCAUUUUUCCAAUAUUAUUGAGCAAAAAAUUAGGAUGUAAAAUGUCUAAAUUGUGCUCUGUGUUAAGUGGUAUAAAAUCAGGAGGUGGAAAAUGAAUUUUCACAAGCAAUUUUAUAUGAGAAACCAUAAGGUUUUGCAAACUGACAAGUUUUUGCAACCUGAUUUCAUUUCCUGAGUAGUCUCAUCUCAAUUAAGCACAUGUAUUACCCUCUAUCCUUAAAGAAAAGGCUUUACUUUUUGAUUCAGUUCCCAUACAUUUCCUUAUUAAAUGAAUAGUAACAAGUAAUUCCCCCCAAAAUAUGAUUUGUUUUUCAGUGUUUUCAAUUUUAGCUCUCAUUCGCCUGAAAAAGUGAAAAAUGUGCAUGCAGUUUUCUAAUGAUCAAACCAUGGCUUGGCACAGUAUACAUGCUCUUAACUGAAACAAAUAUUUAGGAAAUACAUUUAGGAAGUCGUAAUUUGAAGAAAAGCAGAUUGGAAAGCUUUCAAAUGAUGAAAAUUUUUCAAUACCUGCAGUUACUGCAUUGCCUCAUGUAUCUUUCAUCUGUACCCUUUUUUAUUUGCAGAAGCUGUAAGAAAAUUAUACAAUACAACUAAAACCCAGUUUUACAUUCAGCAGUUUAUUAGUUGUCCAAUAAUCAGACAUUAAGUCAUUUUUCUCCUCAAUUUGCCAUAAGGUUUCCAUAGAGUAACUGGUAAAUAACUUUUUAUUUUCCUAUAUCACUUGUAUGGUGGGGAUUAUCCUGUCUCCCGUAGGGAAGAAAUGUGGGUUCUGGAUAUAAUUAAGGCCCAAACACUCUUGCUGAAUUUCAACAUGAUUUUGACAUCUAGAGUCUCUCUUUUAGCACUGCACUUUAUGCAAAGAAGGCCAGUUCAUCAUUAACACCUUAACACUACAUUUUGUCUAAUAUUAUUGGAAGUGUUCAGAUAGAUUGUAGAUUCUGUAGUUGACUUAUAACUUGAAAAAUGCUGUUCUCCUGUAUUAUGUUUGUUAAAUGUUAAAUAUUUUGUAUGUCUGAAAAGACAUGUGAAAUCUAAUAGGGUCUGACAGAAACAUACUACUUGCUAAGAAUUUUACUUUUUGGGGAAGAAAAAGGACCCUAAUUAGUCCCUAGCUUUGGUGGUAUGUGUAAAGAUUCUUUUUGCAAGAUGAACAAUUAAAGGGAAAAAUAUUGCUGGCUAGAAAAAGAAAUCUCAGGAUAGCCAAAUAGUACAGUUAGGGUGCUCUCAAUAAAGUCUUGUUGCUGUUAGUCUUCUUGCAUCACUGGAACUUGUAGAGGAGAAUCUCUAGCAGAUUAUGUCUAAAUACCUGAAUUUUUGCCGGGACAACACUGUCUUAUUCAAAUUGGUCUCCUGUAUAUCUUAAGUUUCCCAUUGCUAUGAUUUUUUUCAGUUGCCUUUUCUUCAGCAAUAGGGUACUCUGCCCUUUCUUGUACUGAAUGUUUAAUUUUAAUAUUUUUCCCGUAGUCCUUCGUCUUGGUCAGUGUUGCCUUUUGACUCUGUACAUUUUGUACAGUACUUGUAUUAUAUAAAUACUGUGUAAUAAUAACUGGUAAUAUAUUGUAAAAUGUUAUGCUACAGAAUCGUGUUUUUUCUGCAUUUUGUUCAGUGUAUUUAUCAAGCAGAUCAGUUUGCUCUUAUAAUAAGUUUCCAUUUCUUGAACAUGGGGGGAGAAAAACCAAGAAAACUAGUAUUUAUCUCAGCAAGCUGGUCUUGGUUGGGUGUUCAGAUUAUACUGCUUAUGUGCAAAAUGAAAGCCAUGUUUGCUGAGGUCUCAACUCAGAGAAAAUUUGAUACAUUUUUGUAUAUGAUCAAGUUUGCUGGAUUUGAAG
Messenger RNA from Python bivittatus (Burmese python), 4004 nucleotides. Lineage: Eukaryota; Metazoa; Chordata; Lepidosauria; Squamata; Pythonidae. The record is from RefSeq and is a predicted model, not a curated record.